Ochlerotatus camptorhynchus is the source of this 879-nucleotide messenger RNA. RefSeq lists its product as uncharacterized. Bases 1 to 879 code for a protein of 292 amino acids. Lineage: Eukaryota; Metazoa; Arthropoda; Insecta; Diptera; Culicidae. The record is from RefSeq and is a predicted model, not a curated record. The transcript has a single exon.
AUGACAGUAGACAUUAGCACCUGGAAGAUCCCCAAGCAUCUACCGUUGGCGGAUCCUCAAUUCAACGUGAGUCAUGGCAUUGACCUCAUCGUUGGCGCUGAGCUGUUCUCGAUCCUGCUUCAAGCGGAGCAAAUCUCGUUCAGUGACCACCUUCGGGUUCUGCAGAAGACCAGCCUUGGAUACAUCCUGUCCGGCAAAGUUCCCACUAGCACACGCGCACCAGUUACGUGUCUGGUGUCUACCCUUGAUAGCCUAGAUGCUCAAGUGAGGAGAUUCUGGGAAGUUGAAGACUUCGACCACGGCAAGACGUUCACGGCCGAAGAACAACGAUGUGAAGCUCACUUUGUCAAAACCCACACCCGCAACGCUGAGGGACGCUAUGUGGUCCGUCUACCAGUUCGUCAAGAGAUGUUACCUCUUAUUGGGGAGACAUGGCCAAUGGCCGCUCGACGGUUCACCGCUGUGGAGAAACGCUUUCGAACUGAUGAUGCCCUUCGUACAAGCUACGUGGAGUUCAUGGACGAGUACCAACAGCUCGGUCAUAUGGAGGAGGUGAAGACGCGCGUCGUGUUGCCCCAGUUUUUCUUGCCCCAUCACGCAAUUCAUCGUCCCGAUUCUUCUACUACCAAGAUAAGAGUCGUGUUCGACGGCUCGGCCAAAAGCAGCAACCAGCUCUCCUUGAAUGACCUUCUGUUAACAGGACCAACAAUUCAGCCUUCAAUGUUAUGCAUUGUCAUCAACUCUCGUUUUCACCGAUUUGUUAUGAAAGCAGACGUAGAAAAAAUGUACCGUCAGGUUUUGGUUCAUCCGGACGAUCGGCCACUACAGCAAGUUGCUUGGCGCAGAAAGGAGUCAGAGCCACUGAAAACCUACUGUUAG